Molecule: messenger RNA, 5771 nt
Organism: Tinamus guttatus (white-throated tinamou)
Lineage: Eukaryota; Metazoa; Chordata; Aves; Tinamiformes; Tinamidae
Source: RefSeq, a predicted model, not a curated record
AUGCAGACCCUCUGCAGCCUGCCCAUCGUGCGCUACCAGGAGCAGCAGGAGGAGGACGGCCUGGAGGACAUGACCCAGCUGGAGGACCUGCAGGAAGCUGCUGUGCUGAGCAACAUCCGCACGCGCUUUGAGCGCCAGCUCAUCUAUACCUACAUCGGCAGCAUCCUGGUGUCGGUCAAUCCCUACCGGCUGUGCAACAUCUACGGGACGGAGCAGGUGCUGCAGUACGAGGGCAGGGCGCUGGGCGAGAACCCGCCGCACCUCUUUGCGAUUGCAAACGUUGCCUACAGUAAAAUGAUGGAUGCCAAACACAACCAGUGUAUCGUCAUCAGUGGAUUGAUCUGUGGUGCCAUAACCUCGCAGUACCUGCUGGAGAAGUCCCGCGUGGUGUUCCAGGCCAAAAAUGAGCGCAACUACCACAUCUUCUACGAGAUGCUGGCCGGCCUCCCUGCCCAGCAGCGGCAGAAGUACUGCCUGCAGGGCGCCGAGACCUACUACUACCUGAACCAGGGUGGGAACUGCGAGAUCCCCGGCAAGGAUGAUGCUGAGGAUUUCCGACGGCUGCUCAACACCAUGGAGGUCCUGAGCUUCAGCAUUGAGGAGCAGAACAGCAUCUUCCGCAUCCUGUCCUCCAUCCUCCACCUGGGCAAUGUCUACUUCGAAAAAUACGAGACGGACUGCCAGGAGGUCGCGACGGUGGUGAGCGCCACGGAGAUCCAGACCGUGGCCGAGCUGCUGCAGAUCUCCCCCGAGGGGCUGCAGAAGGCCAUCACCUUCAAGGUGACGGAAACGCUGCGGGAGAAGAUCUUUACCCCUCUUACUGUGGAAAGCGCCGUGGAUGCCAGGGAUGCCAUUGCCAAGACCCUCUAUUCCCUGCUCUUCGGCUGGCUGACGGACCGCAUCAACAAGCUGGUGUACCCCAGGCAAGAGGCCCUCUCCAUCGCCAUCCUGGAUAUCUACGGGUUUGAGGAUCUCAAUUUCAACAGUUUUGAGCAGCUGUGCAUCAACUAUGCCAAUGAGUACCUGCAGUUCUUCUUCAACAAGAUCGUCUUCCAGGAGGAGCAGGAGGAGUACAUCCGUGAGCAGAUCGAGUGGAAGGAAAUCCCCUUCAGUGACAACCAGCCCUGCAUCGACCUCAUCUCCCAAAAGCCCUACGGCAUCCUCCGUAUCCUCGAUGACCAGAGCUGCUUCCCCCAGGCCACGGACCACACUUUCCUCCAGAAGUGUCACUACCACCACGGGACGAACCCGCUGUACACCAAGCCAAAGAUGCCGCUGCCGGAGUUCACCAUCAAACACUAUGCAGGGAAGGUGACCUACCAGGUGCACAAGUUUUUGGAUAAAAACUAUGACCAGGUGCGGCAGGACGUUCUGGACCUGUUCAUCAGCAGCAGGACUAAGGUGGUGGCCAACCUCUUCUUCGGCCAUGCCCAGGUGCUGGCCCGGCAGAAGAGCCUGGUGGGGAGGAGCAGCACCAGGACGCGGCGCUACAAGGCCCCCACCGUGGCUGCCAGGUUCCAGCAGUCCCUCCUGGAGCUGGUGGAGAAGAUGGAGAGGUGCAAUCCCUUCUUCGUGCGCUGCCUCAAACCCAACAACAAGAAGGAGCCCGGGCUCUUCGAGGCCGACGUCGUCAGCAGCCAGCUCCGCUACUCGGGCAUCCUGGAGACCAUCCGCAUCCGGAAGGAGGGCUUCCCCAUCCGCAUCCCCUUCCUCGUCUUCAUCGACAGGUACCGCUGCCUUGUCGACAUGUGGUCCAACGUCAUUCCCAAUGGGACCAACUGUGUGGAGAUGCUGAGGAACCUCUGCCCCGUCACCCCCAGCAUGUACUAUGUCGGUGUGAGCAAGCUCUUCCUCAAGGAGCAGCUGUACCAGGCGCUGGAGAGCAAGCGGUCGCGCGCGCAUCACCUGGCGGCGCUCACCUUGCAGCGCUACGCCCGCACCUUCUUCAUCAAGCGGCGCUUCCGCUCGCUGCGCCGCAAGAUCGUCCUGCUGCAGAGCCGGGCCCGUGGCUACCUGAGGCACACGCUCAUCAAGUUCAGGUCGCUCGUGCACAUCUACGUGAACCGCCGGCGGUACCUCAAGGAACCGGCGUUCGGGAUGCUCACGGCCCCGCUGGCCGCCCCGCUGACCCGGCUGGACGAGGAGCUCUGCCACGAGGCCCUCGGCCUUUUCAAGCUGAUCCUGCGCUUCAUGGGGGACCCGGGGCUGGGCGGCCCGAAGGAAGGCAGCAAGAUCUUUGGGAAGAAGCAGGACCCCCACGAGGAGGCCAUGCAGAUCCUGAAGGGGCAGCUCUCGGCGCCCAGGGAGGCGGUGGCCGCGGUGAAGCCGGGGACCAGCGCUGGGUACCAGCCACGGGCAGCCUCUGUCCGCUGCCAGGCACCCAGCGUCGUGCGAGGGUUUUUCCCCCUUGCAGUCGCCGUGUCCCGGGAGCUGCCGUCCGAGGCGCAGCAGGUCCAGACCCAGCUCCACCGGAGCUGCAGCGAGGACUUCUACACCUACCGCAACGUGCCCUGGAAAAUCUACAUCCGCAAGGAGGUUUUCUACCCCAAGGACAACUUCAAUGACCCGCUGCUGCUGGACCUCGUCUUCCGGCAGAUCUUCAACGACACCCUCUGCGACACCUGCGUGCGGCUCAGCCAGGAGGAGCGGCUCCGCAUGAAAUCCCUCUUCGCGGAAAACAAGCUGGAUUCCUUCAGCCCCGUGGCCACCGAGAGCGUCAAGAAGGAGAUCAUCGCGGCGGCGCGCGACGGCUGCGAGGUUUAUUUCUCGCGCCUCUUCCCUGCCACGGGCAGCGUGGGCACCGGCGUGCAGAUCCUGGCCGGGUCCCACGCCGGCAUCAAGCUGCUGCGCCUGGUGAAGGGCACCAACAUGCCCGGCGAGCAGCUGCGCGUGCUGCGGGGCUACAGCUACGCCGACGUGCUCUUCGUGACCACCCCGUCCAGGAACAUGCUGGAGUUCAACCUGAGCAGCGAGAAGCUCAUCCUCUUCUCCCCGAAGGCGCCCCAGGUCAAGGCCAUGGUCGACCACUUCAUCACGGAGCUCAGGAAGGACUCCCAGUAUGUGGUGGCCGUGAGGAACUACAGCCCAGAGGACAGGGGCCAGCUGAGCUUCCACAAAGGGGACAUCAUCCACCUGCAGUCGCUGGAGCAGCCCGAGAGAGGUGACGCCGGCUUCUCCGAGGGCCCGGAGGGAGCGGGCAGCGAGCGGGUCGGGGCCGCGCUCCCUCCGCGCGGGGCCCUGCCCAUGCUGGGCUUUGCCCGGCAGUAUUUCCGUGCGGCGCGGCGCGGGCAGACGGACUCCUGCGGGCAGAAGGCCAAGCAGGCUGCGGAGCCGCUGGAUGAGAUGGAGAUGCUCAAGUUCACCAAGGUCCCCAUCCAGGAGUCGCUCAUCGACUUCACCGACAGCAGUAUCAGCAAACUGGCCGCCGAGGCUUUCCAAGCUGUGAUGAGGUUCAUGGGUGACUACCCUCCAAGGGGACAGUCGGAGCUGGACACCGUCUGCACCAUCCUCAAGCUGUGUGCAGAGCACGAGGUCCUGCGGGACGAGCUCUAUUGCCAGAUCGUCAAGCAGAUCACGGACAACACCAGCUCCAAGCCCGACAGCUGCCAGAAGGGCUGGCGGCUGCUCUACAUCCUCAGCGCCUACUACAAGUGCUCCGAGGUGCUCCAGCCCUUCCUGCUGGCCUUCCUGCAGGACGCCGGCGGGCGCCCGGCGCUGCCUUUCCAGGGGCUGCUGAGCGCCUACCCCAUGUUCGGCUCCUCCUUCUUCUACAUCCAGAGCUGCAGCAACAACGCCAUCGUCUCGCCCUGCAUCCUGGCCGUCAACCAGAACGGCCUCAACUUCCUCAGCAAGGAGACCCACGAGCCCGUGGCCAAGUUCUCCCUGAAGGAGAUCCAGUCGACGCGGACGCAGCGGCCGGCGGGCGGCUCCAGCUCCCCGUACGUGGAGAUCGCGUUGGGCGACCUGCUCUCGCAGGGCAUCACCCAGCUGCAGCUCGAGCCGCCUGUCCCCAAGCCCUGGGUGCCCCUGGGUGGCCUUGGCUACAAAGGCGGCAGCCUGCGGGAGCCCACGGAGGCCUCCUACGACCGCAAGCGCAGGUACCACGAGGACUCCGACUCCGAGCCCAGUGACUAUGAGGAGCAGAAGGAGGAGGAAGAGGCCCGGAAAGUCAAAAGCGGCAUCCGCCAGCUUCGUCUCUUCAGCAUGGAGGAGUGUGCCAAGAUCGAAGCCCGCAUCGAGGACGUGGUGUCCAGGGCUGAGAAAGGGCUCUACAAGGAGCACACAGUGGAUCGAGCACCUCUUCGGAACAAGUAUUUCUUUGGGGAGGGCUACACGUACGGGUCUCAGCUGCAGCGGCGGGGCCCUGGCCAGGAGCGCCUCUACCCUCGGGGGGAGGUCGAUGCCAUCCCGGAGUGGGUGCACGACCUGGUGAUCCGCAAGCUUGUGGAGCACAGGGUGAUCCCCGAGGGCUUUGUGAACAGUGCUGUGAUCAACGACUAUCAGCCCGGGGGCUGCAUUGUCUCCCACGUGGACCCCAUCCAUAUCUUUGAGAGGCCCAUCGUCUCCGUGUCGUUCUUCAGCGACUCCGCGCUCUGCUUUGGGUGUAAGUUCCAGUUCAAGCCCAUCAGGGUCUCGGAGCCGGUUCUGUUCCUGCCGGUGAAGAGAGGAAGCGUCACAGUGCUCAGUGGAUAUGCGGCUGAUGAAAUUACACACUGUAUUCGACCACAGGACAUCAAGGAGAGAAGAGCUGUCAUCAUCCUUCGAAAAACAAGACUAGAUGCACCUCGACUGGAAACAAAAUCGCUGAGUAGCUCUGUGUUGCCACCAGGUUACACCUCUGACCGCCUGUCGGGAAGCAACAGGGACCAGAUCCUGAAACCAAAGCGGUCCCAUCGCAAAGCAGAUCCUGAUGCUGCUCACAGGCCGCGGAUCCUAGAAAUGGAUAAAGAAGAGAACAGGCGCUCAGUCCUCUUACCAAAACAUAGGAGACGGAGCAACUUCAGCUCUGAGAACUAUUGGCGAAGGUCUUACGAAUACACGGAGGACUGUGAUGAAGAGGAGGAGGACGGCAGUCCGGCCAGGAAAGUCAAAAUGAGGCGACACUGAGGAAUGCACUUUCCAGGCGCACGGAGCUGAUGAGAUUGGCCUCCAGUCUGUGAAAAAUUUCUCCUCCCUCUGGCUGUUUUCCAUCUAGCUUCAGUUUUGGUUUUUCCUUUCAGGCUGAAGAAGGAACAGGAAGGAUCUAGCAAUUUAUUUUUAUGAAUGGAGGAAUGCUGAGACAUACGGAAGGAUGGAACAUGUCCAGUGCACAUGGGUCAAAUGGGCAUCUCUCCCUUAGGAAACAGAUAAUGUUGUGCCAGGCUGUCUGUUGGGAUUUUUUUUUUCCUUUUUUGAAAACACCAAAAAGUUUUAAGUGUUUCAUUGCGCAAGAUUCAAGAAUUGUAUUUUUGUUUUUUGCUUUAACUUUCUUCCUUUUCAAAUGUUCUAAAUAUGAUGUUUGACCCCAGGAGCUGAAACUCUCUGCGGUGGCCUCGUAUUCCUUGCUUCACCAAAGGGCUCCUCGGUCUGCUCUUACCUAGUUGUUGUUGGGUUGUUUUUUCAGGGUGCCCUACAGUAACUGGAAGUUUGAAGCUUUGCAGACCCUUCUUCUGCAAUUGAUUACAAAAGGGUUAGGACGUUUUUGUUGCACUUUAGUACCAGUUUUAAAUGCCGUAGACUUGCUUUCCAGUCCCUGUUCCCAAGCCAGCUCGGGCUCACAGCCUUCUGUCCCC